GCCCGGCCCUGCCCCCGGUGCGGCGGGGUCGGGCGUCGAGGGGGUGCAGGCGCUGACGGGAGCGGCUUCCGCGCCCCGGGGCUGCGCGGCGGCUGCUGGGCCGCGUCCCGCGGACCCGUCUGGCGCCGGAGCAUCCCGGGCACCGCGAGGCGGCCGCUGCUGGGCGGCUCUGGCUCCGGCUCGCUCCUUCCCGCUGCUCGGCCGCCCUCCGGUAAAGCCGCCGAGGGGCGUUCGGCGCAGCAGCAGCGCGCUGCCGGGAGCGGGCUGUGUCUGCUCGAGCCUGUGGGCCUUGCCUCUGCAUCUGAACGCUGGAAGCCAACAUGUCUCGAGAGACUGGAAAUGAAGUGCAACAGUCUCAAGGUGCCCAACAGUCACAGAGUGGUACCAGUUCCUCUUCCAGUGCAUCACAGAGUGCUAGCCAGUCAUCGUCAAGUUCUGGGACCCUCAGUUCUUUGGACACUGUUCCCACUCAGGAGCUUCCAUCAAUUCCUGAGGAUCAGGAAUCUGAAGAACUUGUUCCUCAGCCUUGGGGUCGACUCUUUGCACUUGGAAAAGGUUUCAGCAAUUGUGAUUGUGUGAAUGAUGAAUACUGGUUUGGAAGAGACAAAAGCUGUGAUUAUAGUUUUUCAAAGCUAGGAUUAUCUGAGACUGGCUUCUACCAAAACUAUAGCAAGAAGCACUUCCGAAUUUUUAGGGAAAUGGGUCCAAAAAAAUCCUAUGUUGCCUAUAUUGAAGAUCACAGUGCAAAUGGAACUUUCAUUAAUAGAGAGCUCAUUGGAAAAGGGAAGAGACUUCCACUGACUCACAACUCUGAAAUUGCACUGUCUAUUCAGACUAACAAGGUGUUUGUAUUUUCUGAUCUUAUGGUGGAUGAUCAGUUGGUGUUUCCUAGAGAAUUCAGAGAGAAAUAUAUCAUGUCAAAGACUUUGGGAAGUGGAGCCUGUGGAGAAGUCAAACUGGCAUUUGAGAAGAGCACUUGUAACAAAGUUGCAGUAAAGAUAAUCAAUAAACGGAAGUUUAUGGCAAGUGGUAUUAGAGAGGCAAACCCAGCUUUUAAUAUCAACACAGAAAUUGAAAUAUUGAAGAAAAUAGAUCAUCCUUGCUUAAUCAAGAUCAAAAACUUCUUUGAAGCAGAGGAUUACUACAUUGUUUUGGAAUUGAUGGAAGGAGGAGAAUUGUAUGACAGAGUGUCAAGGCCAAUCAAGAUGAAAGAAGCUACCUGCAAGUUGUAUUUUUAUCAGAUGCUACUGGCUGUGAAGUAUCUUCAUGACAAUGGAAUUAUACAUCGAGAUCUAAAGCCAGAGAAUGUGUUACUUUCAUCUUCUGAAGAGACAUGUCUGAUAAAGAUUACAGAUUUUGGACAAUCCAAGAUUCUUGGAGAAACUUCUCUUAUGAAAACAUUAUGUGGUACUCCCACGUAUCUUGCUCCUGAGGUUCUAAAUUCACUUGGGACUGCUGGAUACAGCCGAGCUGUGGACUGCUGGAGUUUAGGAGUUAUUCUUUUUGUAUGCUUGUGUGGAUAUCCUCCAUUUAAUGAGCAAAAUACUCAACUAUCUCUGAAAGAUCAAAUCACUCGUGGAGAAUAUACAUUCAUUUCAAAAGAAUGGAAACACGUAUCAGGCAUGGCUCUGGAUCUUGUGAAGAAGCUGUUAGUAGUAGAUCCGAGCAAACGUGCUACAAUAGAGGAAGCCUUAGACCAUCCUUGGCUUCAGGAUGAGAAUAUGAAGAAUACAUUUCAACAGCUACUUGCUCAGACAAGUGCCACUAUGAAUCCACCGCAAACAUCAAAAAUGUCAGCCACAACGAGAAAGCGUCUGCAUGAAAAUGAGGAUGAUUCUAUCUCAUCUAAGCGUGCUGUUCCUUCUACAUCAUUUCAGAAAAUGAGGAUGGACUGAAUAAGAGGACACAUGAUAUCCAUCUUCCUUACAUUAUAUUUGAUAAGUUCCUGCAAGAGAAGAACAAGGUAUUGGACAGAGAGAAAAUUUUUAAUUUUUUUCUGUAAAGCAAAAAAGGUUUCAGACUGUGUGCCUAUUGAUAAGAGGAUAUUCAUUUCAUUAUACUUUUAAUCAUAUUAAUUUCAUCAUAUAAUUCAAUAAUUUAAUCAUAUAAUUCAAUAAUCCUUCAUUAAUUUAAUGAAGGAACAGUCUAAUAAAAUGCAUGUUUUAGGACAAAGUUAUGAUUAGAGGCAUUUAAUGUACGUGGAUUAGGAAAGAAUAAAGCCGAAUACAUUUCAAAAUAAACCACUGUCACAUAU
Molecule: messenger RNA, 2254 nt
Organism: Oxyura jamaicensis (ruddy duck)
Lineage: Eukaryota; Metazoa; Chordata; Aves; Anseriformes; Anatidae
Gene: CHEK2
Product: checkpoint kinase 2
Exons: 16
Coding region: 321-1895 (524 amino acids)
Biological process (GO): mitotic DNA damage checkpoint signaling; protein phosphorylation
Cellular component (GO): cytoplasm; nucleus
Molecular function (GO): protein serine/threonine kinase activity; ATP binding; protein binding
Source: RefSeq, a predicted model, not a curated record